AUGCACAGAUCCAAGACAAACACGGCAGAUAGCUCCUCACUAUCCCCGCCACUCACCUCAGAGCCCGAUCAUCAAUUCCAGACCCCGCCGUCUGGGUUCAGGGAAUGGAUCUUCAUCGCCAUCCUAUGCUCAACACAGCUAUUUGUUCAGGGCGCAUUCGGUUACAUUCUUCUACCCCUGCGUAUCGUGGCAUCAACCUUCGGACAAGGCCCGACGGAAGCUAGCCGCAUGACGUGGCAUGUUGGUGGGUACAGUUUGACGGUAGGAACAUUCAUCUUGAUCGCAGGCAAGCUGGGCGAUCGCUACGGGUCCAAGCGUAUCUUGGUGGUGGGUUGGACAUGGUUCGGGGUGUGGUCUAUCAUCGGUGGCUGCAGUGCAUUGACACAUUCCCCGGUCUUCUUCGACACAGCUCGCGCACUACAGGGAAUUGGACCGGCUUUUCUGCUUCCUAAUGCACUCGCUAUUCUGGGCCGCACCUAUCCACCUGGUCCAAAGAAAAACGCCAUCUUUUCAGCAUUCGCCGUUGCUGCCCCCCUGGGGACAAGCACCGCCGGCGCCAUUGGGUCUGCUUUUGCACAGUAUGUUUGGUGGCCCUGGGUAAUGGGUGUUUACGCCUUGGGCUGUUUCAUGCUUGCAAGUUUAGCGCAGUGGAUCGUGCCGCAUGACCGUCCGAAGCUUGCUGAGGGGGCCAUUGAUGCACCUUUUGAUAUUUUGGGGGCAGUUCUCGGAGUUUGUGGACUGCUUUUACUGAAUGUCUCCUGGAAUCAAGCUCCUAUUGACGGAUGGAGCACGCCUUAUGUAUAUGUUCUACUGAUUCUUGGCUUUCUUAUUCUUGGACUGUUCAUUGUCCAGGAGCGUCGGACAAUAGACCCGAUACUUGAUGUCACGAUCUUCAACCGACAUGUGGCUGCUGUGCUGGUGACAACAGGACUAGGGUGGAGCAGUUUUGCGGUCUGGUUCUACUACUUGUUCCAAUUCAUCCAACAGUUCCGAGGGGUCAGUCCACUUGACUCAGCGGCGCAGUUUGCUCCUGGUGCCAUGUCUGGUAUUUUGGCGGCUAUUGCGACACCCUGGCUGAUGCGUUUUGUCCCAAAUGGUUGGCUGAUGGCAGUAGCAUGUGGCGCAUUUUUCACUGGGUGCUUGCUACAGGCUACGGCCCCUGUGGCCCAGUCAUACUGGUUUAACACUUUCUGGUCAUUUGUGGUCACGGCGUGGGGCAUGGAUAUAUCAUUUCCAGCCUCUGCAACUAUCCUAAGUAAUUCAGUGCCACCGAAACAUCAAGGGGUGUCCGCUUCCCUUGUUAACACAGUAGUGAAUUAUUCUAUCGCUAUCGGGCUUGGCAUUGCAGGUACUGUUGAAGCUCAAGUCCAGGAGCACCACCACGGAGAUGUUCUUGCAGGGUAUCGCGCCGCUUUCUGGACCUCCGUCGGGUUGUCAGGCACCUCAUUUGUCGUUGCAGUGUUUUAUGCAUCCACUACUGAAUGCACGAUUUUGCCCCGAGGAAAAUCGAGCCCAAUGUCCGAGGUACAGCAAAAGACGGAAACUGUGUGA
Molecule: messenger RNA, 1551 nt
Organism: Penicillium macrosclerotiorum
Lineage: Eukaryota; Fungi; Ascomycota; Eurotiomycetes; Eurotiales; Aspergillaceae
Product: MFS transporter
Exons: 1
Coding region: 1-1551 (516 amino acids)
Biological process (GO): transmembrane transport
Cellular component (GO): membrane
Molecular function (GO): transmembrane transporter activity
Source: RefSeq, a predicted model, not a curated record